ACUUCAGGGAAAAAGAUAAGAUGCUGCAUAUAAAGUGAACAGUUAAUCAGUUACCCGGCGGCGGGCGACCUUUCAUCUAUGCUUCCUUUAUAUUUCAUUGCUACCAUUGAAGUCGAACAGAUUUAUUAUUCUGGUUGCUUUUCGGCUUUUCCUUUUUACAAGAGAAAAAUUAUGAUCCGAACGACAAGAACGGACGUGGUGGUAUCCCCAAUUGUGCAGUCAAUGCUUGACAAGUUGAGCUCCCCUGAGCUCCGGGAUUUCGGAUCGUCAUGGGAAGUCGGAUUUGAGCUGGCAGAGCUCCGCAAAACACUUCAAACGAUCCAAGCAAUGCUGGGUUUCAUGGAGGAGCUACAAGUAAGAGAUGAGCUAGUGAAGGUUUUGUUGAGAGAUCUUAGGGGUGUGGCCUACUAUGUUGAUGACGCCCUGGACGAGUUCAUCUAUGAAGUUCUCAAAGAGAGGGAUGAGAGGAGUCAGGGAAGGAAAAAGAAGCCGGUGCGCUCGCUUUUCUUAUCUUUUCUAAAUACCCAUAACGCAUGUUCACCUGAUGUUGCAAGUUUCAUAACUAAAAUUGAUGAGAAAUUAGCUGAUAUUGAAAAGAAGCUCCAACCCCAUUACUUGGGAGGAUCUUCUACAGUGAAGCACUCUGGAAUGCUAAAUAGUCAAAAUAGACAAGGAGCUAUUCACUUUAGAGACAUCAGGCAGAUGAGUAGCUCAUUAGUUGGUGAGUCGUACAUUUUUGGUAGGAAAGAAGAGGCUUAUUAUGUGAAGAACGUAUUGUUGUCUAAUCAAUAUGAUGGAAGGGAGGUUCCUGUGGUUUCAAUUGUUGGAAUGGGGGGUUUGGGCAAGACAAAACUUGCCCAGCUUAUAUACAAUGACCCAGAAAUUAAAGAACAUUUCAAUAUGAGAUGGUGGAUCUGUGUGUCUGUGGAUUUUACUGUUGACAGGUUAACUAGAGCAAUAUUAGAGUUGGAAACAAGGAAAACUGGUGAUCUCAAGGAACUAGAGUCGUUACAACUUGAACUUCAGGAUAGGGUGAGGGAACAGAGGUUUCUACUUGUGCUAGAUGAUGUCUGGAGUGAAAACCGUGACAUCUGGGAUGCCCUACGGCUUCCUUUUUGUGCUGCAGAUAAAGGAAGUAGAAUUAUAGUAACUAGUCGGAGUCAAAGAGUUUCAUCCAUCAUGGGUUCCGUGAAAACUCUUUCUUUGGGAGGUUUAUCAAAUGAAGAUUGCUGGACAUUGUUUAAAAACAAGGCAUUUAUUGAUGAGAAUUCUGAUGCACAUCCAUUCUUGGAAGCAAUUGGUAAGAAAAUUGUACAUAAGUGCAAUGGUGUGCCUUUGCUAAUAAGUACACUUGGAGAGCUUUUAUAUGGGGAACUAGAUGAGAAAAAGUGGGAAUACAUCCUCAAAGGCCAGGUGCUAGAUCUAGAGGAAAACAAAAUUUUUUCGACUUUAAGUUCGAGUUACCAUCAUCUGCCAGCACAUUUGAAGAUCUGUUUCCAAUAUUGCUCUUUGUUUCCCAAGGAUUAUGAAUUUGAAAAAGAAAUCCUAGUCUUACUUUGGAUGGCAGAAGGUUUUCUUCCAUCUAAUGAAAUUGAGAAAAUGGAAGAUAUUGGUAUCCAGUACUUUGAUGAUUUGUUGCACAGGUCUUUCUUUCAGAAAAUAUAUACAUUGAUUGAUCAAACAUCUGAGGAAAGAUUCGUGAUGCAUGAACUCAUGCAUGAUGUAUCACAGUCAGUUUCUAGGGAGAUUUGUUUUAGUCCUGCUUUUGUCAAACCAUGUGAUAAAUUGAACUCUGAGAAUGCACGUCACAUGUCAUUGAUUAAUGAUGAUCUUGAUUCAGUUAAUAAAGAAUUGUAUGAUUGUAAGGGGACAUCCACAUUUCUAUUACCAGACUAUGAUUUUAACAUCUUUUUCUUUGGAGAGGUCACUCAUGAGUUCUUUGAAGGGUUCAGAUGCUUGCGUGUGUUGGAUCUAAAAGGAUACGAACCCAUGCGGCUGCCAGAUUCCAUUGGAAAUCUGAAGCAUUUACGAUACCUUAACCUUAGUUAUUCUGGUAUUAGAGAGUUACCUGAAUCCACAUGUAACCUUUUCAAUUUGCAGACAUUGGUAUUGAAGAAUUGUCUCUUCUUUUCUAGGUUGCCUACAAAUAUUGAAAGCCUAAUCCACCUCCGGCACAUAAUGAUGGAAGGUACUGCUAUUCGCUCCACACCAGUGGGAAUUGGGAGAUUACGUUUUCUCCAAACAUUUCCUCCUAUUUUUUUGAGUCAAGAUGAUGGUUUUAGGAUAAGAGACUUGAAAGAGUUUCAGUACCUCAAGGGUGAACUUCAUAUUUACAACCUAGAGAAUGUAGCUAGUGGUAUGGAGGCCAUGGAAGCUGAUUUGAAGCACAAACAAAACAUUGAUCACUUAUUAUUAAAAUGGAGUGACAGAACUCAAAAUCUUCGAGAUGAGGAUGACAUUAGAGCUGUCCUUGAAGGCCUACAACCACACACAACUAUUAAGAGUCUCAAGAUCAUCGGCUACAAAAGUUUGGUAUUUCCAAACUGGAUGAUGAUGGAAUUAUCAGUUUAUAAUAAAUUGGUCUCAUUGACACUCUCCAAUUGUAAAAAAUGCAAGUUUCUCCCACCUCUUGGGCAACUACCAGCACUAGAGUCUCUGGAGAUUGAUGGACUGGUGGAAGUUAAAUGUGUCAGUCAUGAGUUUUAUGGGGAUAAAAACAUGGAUGGUAGUAAAAAGGGGUUUCAAAAGUUGAAGUUCUUAACAUUCAAGGAGAUGGAUGGAUUGGAGGAAUGGUAUGGAUCUGAGGAAGGUGAAUUCCCUUGCCUCAAAGAGCUUGUAAUUAAAUGUUGCCGCAAACUGAGUAAACUGCCCCCACUCUUGCCCACUGUGAAAGAAUUAGAGAUAUACUCAUGUGAUGCUUUGACCUCUCUUCCAAGACUUCAAUCAGUUUUCAAGCUAAGAUUAGGAAAUUGUGAUGAGACGAUAUUAAGUUGGAUGCAUCACUGCACAUCCUUAUCCUCCUUGGAUAUUUCUAAUUUUCGAAAUCCAACAUCCCUGCCCCCAGCAAUGCUACGACCCUUGGCAGCAUCACUUCAAAAUUUGCAGAUCAAUGAUUUUCCAAGGCUUAGGUUGCUGACAGAGGAUGUAGGAUUACAAGACCUUGCUUCUCUCCAGUAUUUAGAAAUCAGUGGAUGCGAUAAUCUUAUGUCCUUGCCCAAAGGUUUUCACAAACUAAGCUCUCUUGAAUACUUGACCAUUGGUGAUUGUGAUCAAUUUACAUCAUUUUCAGAAGAAGAAAAUGAUGAUGGAAGAGGAGGAGGGAUGACCUAUCCCCCCAUGCUUAAACGUUUGCAGAUAUAUAGCUGUAACAAUCUCAAGUACUUGCCCAGAGGACUUCACAACUUGACCUCUUUGAUGGAAUUAACUAUUGAUAGAUGUGAUAGAAUAAUGUUGUUUCUGGAUCAAGAGGGGAGCCUUCCCCCGAUGCUUAAACGUCUUUCUCUUGGGGGAUUUGAUCAAUUGAAGACCCUACCUAGGGGUUUACAUAACCUAAACUCUCUCCAAGAACUACAAAUCAGCGAUUGUAACAGUAUUACAUCCUUGCUGGAUGAGGGGCUACCUAGCAGUCUUUGCUCUUUAACCAUCUGGAGGUGUCCUGAAAAACUUAAAAGCCGUUUGAACAGGGAAGGAGAAGACUGGCCAAAAAUAGCACAUAUCCAGAAUGUAUCAUUCUAUGGGUAGUUGUAGUUCUAAAUUGGCACCAUGAUCAAGAGCCAAACAAGGAUGCUGUGAGUGCAAGUGACUGGAAUGGAAUUUGGACUCCAUUAUUACAGUGGAAGGCCUGGCCUUGACCCUACAAUUUGUUGGAAGCCAAAGGAAGCACUGGAGCUUAUAGAAUGGUGAAUCAGAAAGUACCACUACCUUGUGGUGGUUCAUGAUUACAAACUGACACUUGUGCUUAAACGUUUACCAUCACAGGUUUCUUGAUGUCAGAAAAACCAUACUUCCUGAGGAUCACAUUCAGGCAUGAUGUUUCUACUUGAUAUGUUGCUUUUGUUCUUGAGUUCUUCAUGUUGGUCUUAUCCAAGAAUGUGUAGUCAGCAUUUGCAUCUUUUGUGAAUGCAAUUUGUGGAUCCAAUGGACUAGUAUAUGUUCUCCAUGGUAUUGUUAAGAAAUUUAAAGAUUUAUAGAUAAAUUUUGGUUUUAUUUAUCAUUAAAUGGUCCAUGGAAUUAAUUAGAACUAACAAUCCAAAAGAAUCCAAAGGCGAAUACUAUAAAAGCAUUAAAUAUUUUCAGAGAGGGAGAUCAAGAGAGAUUAGAAACAGUGGUAUAGAAAUUGUACCAACUUUUCACUGUCAUCAUGUAAUGGGGUGUUUGACAACAUGGUUUUGUUUUUGAAAACAAAUAAAAAAAACUGCUGCAUUAUAAGUUUGCUGAUUGAGGCAGUUGUUUUUGUUUUCAAAAACAAAGCCAACCAUGUUGUUGAACACCCCCCAAGCCUUGUCCCAGUGAUAUGGGUUAGCUACAUGGAUCCUAUUCUGACAUCCUGUUUUGUUCAGUGCCAUAUCCAUUCUUAAAAGAGCCUUUAAAUCAUUAUCACUGCUUCAGCCCAUGUCCUUUCCGGUCUUCCCCUAGCUCUUGUAGUCCCUUCACCAGGUCCUAUCCUCUCUACUUUUCCUAUUCAUCCAUCUCAACAUUCACAUCAUGGCCACACUCAUUUUUUGAAUUGGGAUCUGCUCCUCACAGAACGCACCUCACAGUGACAUCCCACCCUGUAUUGGGAACAUCUCCCCAUGAAUAAUAAAUACAAGUACGGGAGAUGCUCCCAAUAUGUGGCCAGGACAGGUUAUGAGGUCAGUGUGAGGCGUGCUCUGUGAGAAGCAGAUCCGCACUCCAUUUUUUCAACAUUUUGCUUCCACUGUGCUGACUUUUGAGGUUUAUAUAAAAAAACAUUGUGGGAACAGAAACGCUGACAGAACUUUGGUGUCUAAUUACAACUUAUAUUAUGAUUAUUUCUUGUCAAUUCUUGUUUGAUUAGGGUUAGCAAUUUGCAUUAUUUUUUGUUAUAAAAAAACUCAUUUUCUGAAUGCAUUGACCAAUUUUUUCCUAUCUUUUGUCUAGUGAGAUAUAAACAUGUAUGGUCUGUGCUCAUUGGUUACCACUUGUCUAGACCUAUGAAAGGAUCUUGAUUUCAAAUGAGCAAUCUACCUCUAUUCUAUUGAUUUUCUUUGUAUAAAUCUUUCUGGUUACCACUUGUCUAGACCAAUGAAAGGAUCUUGAUUUCAAAUGAGCAAUUUACCUCUAUUCUAUUGAUUUUCUUUGUAUAAAUCUUUCUGAUUAGGAACACGAGUUAUUACUGACCCAAAUCCAGUGUGGACAUUACCUAAAAUUCAGGUUCUGAUGAGAGUCCAUAUGAUGGCAUGCAAGAAACAAGAAGUUUGAUCAUGUACUUUCACAUGUGCAGAGAAGUGAUGCUUCAGGUUCUAUUAUUGUCAAUUGACUCAAUUUGUAAGUUUUUAAUUUUCCCUGGCCCUUUUUUUGCAGGCUCUUUUAUUUAAGUGAUUUUGCAUAAAAACCCAGUAGGUACUAGAUACUCCUGCAAGACAAUGGAACGAUCUUGAUUUCAGAAAAUGGUGCACCUCUAUUCUGUUUUAUCUCAUUGUCUCCAACUGAUAUGGUGCAGAGCCAAACAUGUAAUGAUUUGCAAUCAUUUGGUGCUCUUGGGCUUUUAGAAAUCUCUAAGCAAGAAUUGCAAGAACCUACAGGUUGGAUGAGUUAAUACUUGUCAAGUAAUACAAGAAGAACACAGAAGCCUAAUUGAGGCUAACCGUGCAAUUUGCCGAUGUCUUUCUGCCAUCAAAGGCCAUUCCCAGUCAGAUUGUGAGAGGGAAAAUGGUUACUUGAGAUUUUUCUUUUCUAUAUUUUCAACCCUCUAGCGGAAUGAAAAUUUUUCAUCAACUAUAGAUUCUCUACUCGGGUUGAGGAACUUGAACCUUAUUCUAUUUAUUUGAAUUACAUAGCCUUAUUUAUACUUGAUUUGGUGAAGUAUAAUAAAAGGGAAUGGAGUGUAACCUAAAUUCGUCUGGACUCAG
Messenger RNA from Nelumbo nucifera (sacred lotus), 6092 nucleotides. The record is from RefSeq and is a predicted model, not a curated record. NCBI's taxonomy places the organism in Eukaryota, Viridiplantae, Streptophyta, Magnoliopsida, Proteales, Nelumbonaceae.